Messenger RNA from Sinocyclocheilus grahami, 641 nucleotides. Its product is annotated as PI-actitoxin-Aeq3b-like. NCBI's taxonomy places the organism in Eukaryota, Metazoa, Chordata, Actinopteri, Cypriniformes, Cyprinidae. Gene Ontology annotation, molecular function: serine-type endopeptidase inhibitor activity. The transcript has 4 exons. The record is from RefSeq and is a predicted model, not a curated record. Bases 261 to 581 code for a protein of 106 amino acids.
AAGCGCCCACCGAAGAGCCCUUCACAACAGAGGAACCAUAUGAAGAGGAGCAAUAUGAAGAUGUUUAUGAUGAGCAAAACACAGAACCAAUCACUGAACCCAGUGAAUAUGAUGACACUGAACAAUUUACAGAAGAGCACAAAAAGGACAAAACGGAGCCUUCAAAGACUAAAGCACGAUGCUUCCUUGAGAAAGAUUCAGGCGGUGCUUGUGGAUCGUAUUUGUCCAGAUGGUAUUACAGCCAGCAGACUAAGAAAUGCAUGCACUUCUGGUACGGUGGUUGUGGCGGAAAUGAAAACCGAUUCUUGACAGAGGAUGAGUGCUUUAGGCAAUGUGUGUCUACAGAAUCUGAAAAUCUUCAACAGGAUGAUUCCAGUUUCAAGGAUGUUUGCCAGCUCAAACUCGAUGCAGGAACUUGCUCAAACUUUUCAAUGAAAUGGUAUUUCGAAGUCCGCAGUGGUGAAUGUGUCCAGUUCUGGUACGGAGGCUGUGACGGGAACAGCAACAGGUUCAACACUCAGGAGGACUGUGAGAUUCGCUGUCUCAGGGCCAAAAAAUAUCUCCAAACAUCUAAACUGUGAUCCAGUCAUGGUGAGAAUUGUUGGCACCCUUGGUAAAUGUGAACAAAGAAACAUGUGGGG